Branchiostoma floridae (Florida lancelet) is the source of this 1029-nucleotide messenger RNA. Its product is annotated as tripartite motif-containing protein 3-like. Gene Ontology annotation, biological process: protein polyubiquitination; negative regulation of translation; proteasome-mediated ubiquitin-dependent protein catabolic process. The record is from RefSeq and is a predicted model, not a curated record. The coding region runs from base 1 to 1029 and encodes 342 amino acids. Gene Ontology annotation, molecular function: ubiquitin protein ligase activity; translation repressor activity; protein binding. Lineage: Eukaryota; Metazoa; Chordata; Leptocardii; Amphioxiformes; Branchiostomatidae. The transcript has 7 exons.
AUGUUGCUGGUGUUGACGGUGACAAUUGUGCGACACCAGCCCGGCUGGCAAACCUCCCAACCCGCGCCGAAACCCAACAAGGACAAGCCGGCAGCUCCUCGUGUGACUGCGGUGAACCCAGUGCCUGGCCAAGAAGAAGACAAGCCAGCCUCCGUGGACGUUCCCAAUCCUGUGCCGAGUGCAAGCUGCGAUGGCGUGGAAGAUGAUGGCACCAAGGCUGGGAUUGUGAAGAUUCGUACCUACGGAUUGGAGAAGACGGAGUCCCGUCCCCGUGGUGUUGACGUGUCCUUCGACAACAAGAUCUUUGUCACCGACAGCGUGAAACGCCUUGUGCAGGUGUACAACAUGCGUGGCGUUCACCUCUGCCAGUUCCCGACGGUUCUGCCGGGCGGCGCCGAGAUCAAGCCGUGGGACGUGUCGCUCACCGGAGACGGCCACAUGUGGGUGGUGGGUACGGACGACCGCCACUACGAGCACGUCGUGCAGUAUGGAAGGGACGGCCGCCCAACCGCCAGAUUCAGCAUCGGCAACACCCUCUACAUCAAUGGCAUCGCUGCAGACCCCAGCAACAACCGUGUGAUCGUGACCCACUCCGACGGCUACGACGGGCAGCUGAACGUCUACCACCCUGACGGAAGCCUCCUGGUCAGCCUCGGCGAGGAGCAGAGGAUGUCGGCACCGCUCUUCGUCGCCGUCGGCAACGAGGGAACCAUCGUGGCGUCUGACGUGCGCACCUACAACAUCUACGCCUACGCGGAGACCGGGCAGUUCCUCUUCAAGGUCGGCGGGUUCGGCAGCGGCGAGGGCACCAUGUACCGUCCCAAGGGCGUCUGCGUGACCAAGUCUGGUGACAUCGUGGUGGCCGACUCCGACAACCAGCGCCUGGUGGUGUUCACGAGCCGCGGGGAGUACCGCCGCCAGAUCACCACCGGGAUGAGCGACAUGCAGGGGGUCGCCGCCGGGCCUGACGGACAGAUCGUGGUGGUGGACCGCAACGAGCGAACUGUCACCAUCUUCCCCCGGUACUGA